AUAUGGAAACCAUGCAUUCAGAAGCUUGCUUUGUCUUCACAUGAAAGAUACAUACAUACAUACAUACAAUUUAAUUAUAUAUACAUAUAUAUCAUGUCAAACCUCAAUAUAUAUCCAAAACCCUCAAUAUUUUACACUCUUGAGAUCCCUCAAUUUGGACAUAAACUAAUCCAAACAAGGUUAAGUUCAUGAGUCGUAAUUAAGGAAGUGGAGAUUUUAGUCAAAGCCUACACACAUAUAUAUUUUUCUUCUUCACUUAGGGUUUUCUUGGUAGCUCUUCUUCUUCUUCAACUCUCUUCACCCUACGAAUCAAAGCUUCUUCAUCUCUUGCAAGCGAAAACCGCGAUUUUUUCAAGAAUCGAUCCGCUUUAAAACCAGCAAGAAACGCGGCCGAUCCUCCACCUCCGCCUUGCCUUCUUCAUAUUUAGGGUUUUCAAACUCGAGAAUUUUUAGGGUUUGUCGAUUUUUUUAGAAGUAGAAGUAAUUAAUGGAGCAGGAGAGGAUUGAAAGUGAUGAUAAUGCAGAAGUUAUGCUUCCUGGCUUCAGAUUUCACCCAACUGAUGAAGAAUUAGUAGGGUUUUAUCUAAGAAGAAAAGUUCAACACAAACCUCUCUCCAUUGAGCUCAUCAAGCAGCUUGAUAUCUACAAAUACGAUCCGUGGGAUCUUCCAAAGAUGGCGAGCACGGGAGAGAAGGAGUGGUACUUCUACUGCCCUAGGGACAGGAAGUACCGGAACAGCGCGCGGCCAAACCGUGUCACGGGCGCCGGAUUUUGGAAGGCCACCGGCACCGACCGGCCAAUCUACUCAUCCGAUGGCGGCGGCGCCAAGUGUAUAGGGUUGAAGAAGUCGCUCGUUUUCUAUAGGGGGAGAGCCGCGAGAGGGACUAAAACCGAUUGGAUGAUGCACGAGUUCCGGCUGCCCUCGGCCUCCCCCAAGAAAUAUUUGGACAAAAUUAUCCCCGCACAUGAAGCAUGGGCCAUAUGUAGGAUUUUCAAGAAAGCAAGCUCAAGUGCACAAAGGGCUCUCUCUCUCUCCCAAUCUUGGAUCUCACCAAUCUCCGACAACACUACGAUGAGCUUCUGCAACGAUUUGCAGCCGUCGAGUUUCUCUCACCUAAAUCAUCAAUGGCCGUCAAAUGGGAUGCAACAAAAUGCGAUCUUUAGUGCUCCUCGCGACGAGACGACGUCGUUUCACGAUCACGAGCAACGAGCUCCGAAGAUCUCCACCAACGACGCUUCCUCGUUGUUGCUGGACAUGUCGACUUCUGUGCUCGGGGACGCGGGUUUUCGCAGGCUGCCGGAGCCGAGUGACGGGGCGGCGGCGGAGGAGAAUGGUGGAGGUGUGAAUGAUGAGGAGGAGUGGGGGAUGAUGAUUAGGUAUCCGAGUUAUGGUUUUGCAUUGAGCUCGAAUUUGGUGUGGGAAUAUUCAUCUCCUUGCCCUAGUGAAUUGUCCACGGCUUAUUCUACUAACAAUUGCUACACUUGAUUAGAUAUAUCAUAUCAUGCUUCGAAUUAAUUUAUUCCAAUUUUUUGUAUCUCU
Messenger RNA from Salvia miltiorrhiza (redroot sage), 1540 nucleotides. Its product is annotated as protein FEZ-like. NCBI's taxonomy places the organism in Eukaryota, Viridiplantae, Streptophyta, Magnoliopsida, Lamiales, Lamiaceae. The coding region runs from base 488 to 1486 and encodes 332 amino acids. Gene Ontology annotation, biological process: regulation of DNA-templated transcription. The transcript has 3 exons. The record is from RefSeq and is a predicted model, not a curated record. Gene Ontology annotation, molecular function: DNA binding.